Messenger RNA from Falco peregrinus (peregrine falcon), 455 nucleotides. It is a transcript of the gene C2H22orf39, whose product is annotated as chromosome 2 C22orf39 homolog. The record is from RefSeq and is a predicted model, not a curated record. The transcript has 3 exons. The coding region runs from base 88 to 405 and encodes 105 amino acids. Lineage: Eukaryota; Metazoa; Chordata; Aves; Falconiformes; Falconidae.
GUCGCCCUUCGCCAUUGGCCGGGCCGUGGCGCUCUCAGAGCGGCGCGGGGAUUCGCUGCGGGGCGGCGGCCCUGCGGCGCGGGCAGCAUGGCGGGCGGCGGGAGCUGGCGGCCGCCGCGGCCGUGCGAGGACUACUGGUGGGAGUGGAAGCACUGCCGCGGGCUGCGCCACGCCUUCCACCACUACUACGCGCACGGGGAGCUGCCGGCCUGCGGCCGCUGGCGGGACGACUACGAGGCCUGCCGCGCCUGGGAGAGCGGCCGCGCCGCCGCCGCCCAGGAAGCUUUGUGCAACAGUGAAAGAGCUCGAGUUAUGGAAAAACAGAAACACGCUCCAGUAUGGAAGCUCAGGAAGAGCCCACCACCUGACUGGUAUCUUCCACUUGACAAAGACAAACCAAAUUAGAGAAAUUGUUUUGCUCUUUGCUCAGUCAUGUAAUACACAAUGCAAAAUUA